Messenger RNA from Rotaria sp. Silwood1, 1110 nucleotides. Lineage: Eukaryota; Metazoa; Rotifera; Eurotatoria; Philodinida; Philodinidae. The record is from the annotation of a GenBank genome assembly.
AUGGAACUAGAUAAAAUAGCAACAAAACCAAUAUCUCGUCCGUCUUUAAUAUGUAAUAUAUGUGGUGAUGUUGCACGUGGCUUCAAUUUUGAUGUUAUAACAUGUUUAUCUUGUAAAGCUUUUUUUCGAAGAAAUGCUUUUCGAUUAUCACAAAUACGUCGUUGUUCACAUACAAACUCUUGUAAUAUAACAAAAGAAACACGUAGUUAUUGUUCAGCUUGUCGUCUAAAAAAAUGUUAUACAUUUGGUAUGAAUCCGAAGUUAAUUCGAUUGAUUGUUCAGCAUGAAACUAACUGUAAUAUAUAUAAACAAUUAAUAAUGGCAAAACAAAAACAAAUUCAAUUACCAACACCUAAACCACUUGAUCUUCUUGAAAAUGAUCGUUCAACUUUGACAAAUGAUCAAUGGAAUCUUCUUUCAAAUAUUAUUCUAUCAUAUAAUGAACAAAAUGUUAUCAAUCAAGUUAAACAUAUACUUGAAGAAAAAUCUUCAUUACCAGUAAAAUUACGUUUAAAACCUUCUGAUACAAUAAAUCUUAUGAGUAAACCUUUUGAAAAUAUUAUAUUACUUAUAAAUCAUUCACCUCAUUUUCGUUGUUUAUCAAGCAAUGCUCAUCGAGCAGUUUCAUUGCAUAAUGUAUUUUUUACUGGUGCUCUCGAUGGAUAUUUUGUUGCUCGUGAAACUGAUCUUUUUACAAAUUUGAAUUAUAUGAUUGCUAGUGGUGCUAUUUAUGGACAUGAUUAUGUAAUGAAAUGUGCACAAAAUAAUGAACGAUUGGAACCAAAUGGAGAUCUAAUUAAAAUAAUGUUAUUUGUUUUGAUAUUUUCAAGUAAUUUUUCAAUGGUUAUAUUUAAUGAUCAAGAAGAUUUCAAUACUAUGUCAAGUUCGAUUGAAUUAAUACAUAUACAAGAUAUCUAUGUCACGGUAUUAUGGAAAUAUUUAAUUUAUUUAUAUGGAUAUAAGCAAGCAGUAGUACGUUUUUCUAGAUUGUUAAAAACUGUUCUUGAUAUGCUUAGUCGAGUAGAAGAACUAUCGAAAAAUGUAACUCUACAUAAAAUGAUUAAUAGAAUUGUGACACAUACAGAACGUGCUUUGGUUAUACAAGAGUGA